Thermothielavioides terrestris NRRL 8126 is the source of this 5884-nucleotide messenger RNA. RefSeq lists its product as uncharacterized. Gene Ontology annotation, biological process: 5S class rRNA transcription by RNA polymerase III; transcription initiation at RNA polymerase III promoter. The coding region runs from base 351 to 5843 and encodes 1830 amino acids. NCBI's taxonomy places the organism in Eukaryota, Fungi, Ascomycota, Sordariomycetes, Sordariales, Chaetomiaceae. The record is from RefSeq and is a predicted model, not a curated record. Gene Ontology annotation, molecular function: DNA binding. Gene Ontology annotation, cellular component: transcription factor TFIIIC complex. The transcript is spliced from 3 exons.
CAAUGCGCAACGUGCAUUGCGCUGGGCGAGGACCACCUAAUCCUCCAAUCCCAGUGUCCCUGUGUAAGUGAGGUAGAUGGACCUGCUGUGUAAUUCGUACACGGUUCUUUGUUCCACUGCCUCUCUGCGAGAGUCGAAGGUGGUACGUACCUCUAGUGCUGAGCAGCACCCCACCUUGCCUCACUCUGCCCCUCCAAAAAUCCUCCCGCAUCUGCGCCCGUCGCGUUUCCCGACUGAAUCAGCUCCAUUCCGCCACCACGAAACCGCGAGCACCAGAGUUCAAUUCCCGCAUCGACUCGCCAUCGACAAAAUUUUCAACAGCUGAGAAUGAGAGCGGUUGCACCGCAAUCAUGAGCGGGGUCGGUCUUGAGGUCCUGCUCGAGGGCCUGAUCCCCGAGAUCGCAUAUUCUGGAGAAAAAGGACUCUCGAUAUCUGAAUUGCUGAAAAUUGUCCGGCAAUAUCAUCUCAGUCAAGGCGGGCACAGUGCGGCGUUCCAAGAUGGCGUUGCGCAGAUGCUGCGUCAGCCGGUCGACGAGACAAACCUUGAGCAAUCACUUACUGAAGCUGAGAUGGCAUCGGCCCGUUGGGCAUGGGACUGGUUGCGAUCUCGUCCGCAAAUCCUAAUCAAUGGCAACAGGCGUUGGAAUCGGCUGGAGUUCAGCGAGGCUCUUGCCCUGCCGGAAGCCGACUCCGUCGACCCGGCGCUCGGCUCUGCAUUAGGAGACGCCAAGGGCACAGGAAAGGGAGAGUCCAAGAAGGCGAAGAAAACCCUGACCGUCCGCCCCAGGAUACACCCGUCGGAGGAUCUAGUGUGGCAGACCCUGACUCGCCAUGGCGUCGACUACAAGCGAGUUCCUGCUCUCGAAUGGGCCUGUUUGCAGGGCAUCGCGUCCGCUCGCGCCGAGGGCAUCCUUCAGAGCGACCUUCGGCGCCUGGUAGACCAAGACAAACGGUCCCUGCCGAAGCGGACGGAUUCCCUCGCCCGGAAAGGCUAUAUCGCCAAGCGUACGGUCGUUGUGCAGAAAAUGAAGACCAGCAGGCUGUGGCUGAUCGAUUUCGCCCCUCCGCUUGUUGAAGAAGAGACGUGCGGCCUCGACUUGUCGCCCGAGAACCUGAGCAAAGACCUGGAACCAGUUCCCUGGCACCCGCGCUGGACCGGCGACAACAUCGACAUGGACGCCCUCGGCAGAACCGCUGUCGGCGUUGUCAAGGCUUUCAAUGUCAUUCGAUACGCCGAUCUACGACUCAAGAUGGGUGUCUCGGGCAAGCGGUGGCAGAUGAAGACCCUGGCCAAAAAUUGUCAGCGUUUGGUCGAUGUGGGCGUGCUCAAGUACGCCGCCGCCUCCUUUCCGGGCUCGCGUAAGGUCUUCCUGGACUGCCUGAAGUUCGUGAGGGACCCGAGCCCAGAGGAGUGGGACAAGUUCCUUGCCACGGGGAAGAAGACGUCGCAGUAUUCGGACCCGACUAGGCUUCGGGAACCGAAACCAAAUGCGCUGGCUCUCUACGGGAAGUCGGAGGAUGGCGGAGGCGGCGGUAGUGCCGACAGGUCCAAGCUAAAGCGCAUCUUCAGCGGCUGGACACCCGAGAAGCCUCUCGCGCAGACUGUCUUCGAAGUUAUCCGGAGCGCCGGUCCGGAAGGGGCCUCCAACCCUCAGGUCAGCGUGGCAACAGUUGGCUACCAGCAUCGACGGUACCUUUCGAGCUACCUAGCGAAGGUUGCCGAAACCCAGCAACCACCCCACCUCAAGAAGUUCCAGAUCGUCAGCAAGCUUGUUCGUACAGGUAAAACAUCCGCCUAUAUGUUCUCGGCCCCUGGGGCCGCUGGGCUAGCUACUCCUUCCAAAGUCGACGAAGACGCAGAUGAAGGGGAACAGGCGCAAGCGCAGGCGCAGGCGCCGCACAAGGAGUCGCCAGACUCUACCGGCACGGAUUUUUACGGCUUUGGGGCGGUGCGACCUAAGGCUUUCUGCAACGGGGAGAACAUCUCACUCUCUGAACUGUCCCGCAUCGCUAGGGAGAAAAAACCUUCAUUAAAACGGAAGCUGUUGCCUCGCAUCAGGCUCGAGCAGCAAGUUGCAACCGAACCCGUUCCCGAGGCGACGACUGAAGAGAACGUUGCCGCGGCGAAUCUGAACGAAGAUGAGCAACCCUCUGGAUCCAGAGACACCCGAACUCGCAAGCGGCGCUUCGAGGAGACCUUGGAUGACGCCGAGGUCGCAGAAAACGGCACGGCUGGGUCAUCUGGCGCCCAAGAUCGUGAUGUUUCACCCACGGUUUCCGCGGCCAAUGGAGUCACCGAGGCCGCGGCCGACACGGUUGUUGCCGUACCAACACCAACAAAGGUUGAAGACGUCGUUUUGGACGUCCGGUACAACGGCCUGGCUGGAAAACUGCAGGUCCAGCCCCCAGACCGCACAGUCACCUUCGUAAGGUCCGGCAGAAGCUCCAGGAAACCUCUGGUGAUUCCCAUCGACGAUAAUCUCGAUGAGCCAGCCAUUCGGGAUGUUCCGGGGAGUGACGAGAAGAGUCUGGUGUUGACCACGGGAGCCAAGGACGGGGCUUCGCCCUGGACUUACGUGUUUAUCUUCGACGAUGAGAGUCGAGACGACGCCGCCUUGAUUCAACAAGGUGUCAUCAACAUCAAAUCGCCCACCUCCAAUGAUGAACCUACCGCUGCCCCCACUGAGCCGCCGGCCUCGACUGAACCGCCGGCCUCGACUGAACCAUCGGCCUCUACUGAACCGCCGCCCUCUCAGGACAUUGUGGUUGCCACUCAAGACAACACCAUUGAGGUUCCGCCGACAGCGUCCAAGGCCGCCCGCGGCAAAGGAGGCCGCCGUGGAGCCGGUCGAGGCAAGGGCAAGAAGGGACAAUCUCUGCCUGCAGGAGCAAAGCCUUAUGUCUGCACACUCUGUGGCGGAGCGUGGAAGAACGACAUCGGCCUGAAAUACCAUCUGCAGAAGGCUCUGGUCCCCUGCAAUCCAAACUUCGACCCUGCCACUUUGCUUGAGCGAUCCCGAAAGCGCCGCAAACCAUCCCCUGUGCCGCCACCCUCCCUGGGCGAUUCGGAAGCAGGGGAUGAAGAAGCUUCGGGCCGCACGCGAAAGUCAAGAAGCACACGGAAAAGCGAGAAUAAAGCGGAAAAGAAAACCCUUUAUCUGCCAUCCAAAGUUCGGACGGCUAUGCGAUCUUCGCUGGAUCCGAAGCACAAGUUCCGAGGACUUGAUAUUUCAGAUGUUGGUGAUGAGGAUGAACCGGACAACGUGGCCGCGCAACGCUCCAGGCCGGUUUCCAGAGGCACAAGCUCCCACCUGGGUGGGCCGUCCAGACACCUGGAACAGGGACAAGAUGUCCUGGGAGAACCCCUUCCGGCUGUGGGUCAGUCAAGCGCCUUGAAGGAAGGAAGACCCUUCAAUGUCGAAUACCGGCCUUCCACGCUGACAAACACAGUCCGUCAGGUCCAACAGCCCCCCGGCACCGGUGAUGAUGCCUCGCAGGUUGAUUCGGCCGUCACCGAUGCCCGUGCUCUCAACUCUGUUCUCGACCGGAAACAAUCAGAACCACUUCCUCAUGCUUUACCCACGGCUCCUGCCACCCCAUCAAUCACCCGCGCCUCUGAGCACGCGCCGACGUCAAACAAUGCACCUGAUGGCAAGUCAUCCUCUCCUACCGCUGGCAACAAUUUUACUUUGAGGCCCACAGACGGGACCCUUGCCCGAGAUCAGUCUAGGACAGAAGCUUCGCCAUGGGAAUCCAUCCCGGCUAGUCGGGCGCAACCUCCUCAAACUGAGUAUCCAGAAGCGCCAUCCCAACAAAUGGAGCAAAUCAUCGAACGGGAUGUGUGUGCGGAGCCGUGGAACUCGCACAAUGAACGUGCUGUCCUCAAGCCUUUCUCCAGCUCGACCAACUACGCCCGAAUGGCAACGGAUGCGAAGAAGCGGACUGCUCAAGCCUUUGACAUCAUCAACUACAUCCUGGACAACAACUGCGGGGUGUUUCCGGGCGAGAAGGCUCUGUUUUACGCCCUCACCAAGGUCUUCCUGAAAGAGUUCAGGGACCAGAUGCCGCCGACCUGGAAGAACUAUGUCAGUGCAGUGAGGGCGCUGGAGACCCGCAAGCUCGCCGCCGUGCACACGACCAUGGUCAAGACAGAGAGGGGAAGGCUGCAGACAUGCACGUUGCUAGUGAGGACCGGUGUGGAUCCCAAUGGGAUGGUCCCCAGCAUUAUGAAGCAAAAGAUGCGCGAAGCUUAUCCGGGCAUCUACAUCCCCGCGGCCUUUUCGCCCACUCAGGAAGAACUGGCAGUGCUGCAGGAGCUCGACAAGAAGCCGCCGCCGACUCCCGAGAAAAAUGGCAGGCCGAAUGCUAAUGGCCAAAAGUUCCGCAGCAGGCGCAAGAUUGAAGAGAUUGAGGUUUUCAAUGCACCCUACUACACCCAGACCGCGCCUCCUGUCGAGCCCACCAAGGAUCCUCUCUGGCUCAGGGAUACUGAGCUGAUUCCGGAAGACGAUUACAUCGGUCGGAAACGAUCAGCCCCGCACGAUUUCCCGGCCGGUCCCUCCCAGAAGAAGCCGAAGACGGACUUCGAAGGCAAUCUGUUAUACGGGGACAUCCCUGUGGAUCCGAAUCUCUUGGGGGGUCAAGCUGCGGAAGAUCAGCCCUCUGUGCUAGAAGCGAUCAAAGCGUAUAGCCUUUUGCCAUCGAGGGUGGGCGGACGCAGUCGCCGCAGGUUGUCGCACUCAACCAAACCGUUGACCAAACUCUCGCCCGAGCUUGGAAGGGUAAAAAAUCCAGGGUUGGCCAGUUUGCCUGCCUCCUUCUUUGGCAACGCCGCAGACGAUACGACGGACCAGUUCGCCACGCCUGCGAUUCAGUUCUUGGAGCCCAGCACCGGCCCCGAGGAUGACGCUCAAGAACCUGGGGAAACCCAGAGCCAGAGCCAAGUGUCCAGUCGGGAGAGCAGCGAGGAUGUCUUGGACGAGCCAGAAGCAAAAGAGUCACAGACCGGCAAUGAGGAAGAAGUCAAGGGACCCAAGAAGUACAGAUUUGUGUACCCGUCGGUCUUGGAGCCCGUGUCUGGAUCCAAGUUCUCCUGGCCCGAGCUGUCCGCGGGCUUCUUUGAGCGCCACGGUACCAGCUUCACUAUGAACGGCUGGAUGCCCAGUCGGAAGUGGCUGCUUGCCCAGAACUUGCCGUUCAGCGCAGAGGAGAUGGCCGAGAAUCAGCAAUCUGAAAAGAUCCAACUCCGCGACUGGGUCGACAAGGCGUACGCAAAGUUCUGCUCCACCGUCAACCAAUGCGCUGCGUGGGAGCAGUCGCAAGCCGGCACGGCGGUGAUGCUGGGUGGCUCUGUGGCCCCCACGUACAUCUACAUUAACGUCUCCGCGCCGGUGUCGAAGGCCCGUCCGAAGACGCCCGCCUUGACGUGGUCCGACGACACGAUGUACAGCGUCGACACUCUGCCGUACGAAGAGCUCGAGGACGACGAUUACGGGGACGUGAUCUAUGUGGAGGAUGCGCCGCCGAGGGCUGCCGCGGGAGAAGGCGAGCCCGUGCUCAAGAAACGUCGCGUGCAGAAAGCGGGUGAGACACAGGUGAGGCGACUUCAGGGAAGGCCUCCCAAGCUCAAGCUGCUGCCGAUCAAGACGAUGCGGGAGCACACGGCGUAUCCGAGAUCGGCGGAGGACUUCCUCCGCACUCCAGGCGGCGAGAACGAGGAACUCGAUUGGUCGAGCGAGAAUGUUCGGCUGGCGGCGUUCAUUGUGGUUACCACACUAUUGGGCGGUGUCGACAGGGUUGUGGACUGGGGGUUGAUGAUGAGGCUCAUGCCCGACCAAACGUGAGUGACUUUUCUCGAACCUUGUAGGGAGGCGGCUGCUGACGG